Molecule: messenger RNA, 543 nt
Organism: Vigna angularis (adzuki bean)
Lineage: Eukaryota; Viridiplantae; Streptophyta; Magnoliopsida; Fabales; Fabaceae
Exons: 1
Coding region: 13-312 (99 amino acids)
Source: RefSeq, a predicted model, not a curated record
UAGAAACUUACUAUGAUGUUCAAGAGAGGUGGUGGUGGUGUGAGCAUUUCAAUGUUGCCAACUUCUACCAUGUUGGUUGGGUUGUGCCGGCCUCGGCGGCGGUUCCGGCGAAGGCGGGGCAACAGCAUUCGGCUAGGAAACAAGAGAAGAGGGUUAUGCCUUGGAUCACGUCCUGUGGUACAAUGGGGUGUCAUGGCUCCUCUUAGGAUGUUGAAGAAGAUCAUCAUGGAAAUAACACCAAAGGGACAUUGGAUAGAAGCUUAUUGUUUGUCUUUACCUCUUCUACGCCCCCAACUGUUUCCUCUUUGUUAAUCACAAACAAGUUAUGGAUUUCAUCUCCUAUCUUUUCUUUUCUUCAAAAUGUGAAAAGUGAAAGUGUAAAACUAAAAGAAUGUACUCAACUUGGAGGAAGAAUCUAAUAUACAUUCUCUUUUGUGAACCUUCAUGUAAAAUGUCAAAAGGCUAAAGUUCUGGUUUGCUUUAGUGUAAUCAUACAUGUUUAAUAAGCACUUGAUAGUGUUUGUACAAUGUUCUUGGUUUAAA